UUAAGUCGCGACUCCCGGAAUUCCGCCCAUAGUUAAGAUGGCGGCGGCAGGCAAGGGUUCCGUGAAGCACCUUCUCCGGGUGUCCCCCGGUUGGUUUUGCACCUCUCGUCGACCUCGUUGUACCGCUUCCCUGUCCUCUGGGCGAGCGCGUCAGGCUUUUCUUCAGUUCUUCAAGGAGCGGUACGGGCACCAAGUGGUGCCGUCGGCUCCUGUGCGGCCGCUAGGUGAUCCCGGGCUCCUCUUCGUGAACGCGGGCAUGAAUCAGUUCAAACCCAUUUUCCUGGGCUCAGCAGAUCCCCGCAGUGAGUUGGCACGUUACCGGCGGGUGGUGAACAGCCAGAAAUGUGUGCGUGCAGGUGGGAAGCACAAUGAUUUGGAGGAUGUGGGCCGAGACGUUUAUCAUCAUACGUUUUUUGAAAUGCUAGGGAACUGGUCCUUUGGCGAUUACUUCAAAGAAGAAGCUUGUAACAUGGCAUGGGAGCUCCUAACACAGGUCUAUGAAAUCCCAAAGGACCGUCUCUAUGUCACCUAUUUUGGAGGAGAUGCCUCUCAUAGUCUAUGUGCAGAUGAAGAAAGCAGGGAAAUUUGGCUCACCCUGGGUGUGCUUCCCAGCCACGUGCUUCCUUUUCAGUUGAAAGAGAACUUCUGGGAGAUGGGUGAUACUGGUCCCUGUGGGCCCUGCACAGAGAUCCAUUAUGAUCAUGUGGGUGGUGGUAGGAAUGCGGCAGCACUGGUGAACCAGGGCAGUCCUGAUGUGGUGGAGAUCUGGAAUUUGGUUUUCAUGCAGUAUAGCAGAGAGACUGAUGGGAGUCUGCAUCAACUGCCUCAGCAUCAUGUGGACACAGGAAUGGGCCUGGAACGGCUGAUGACAGUUCUUCAGAACAAGCGCUCCAAUUAUGACACAGAUCUUUUCACCCCUAUCCUGGAUGCCAUCCACAAGGGCUGUGGCGGGCCCAGCUAUCAGGGCUUGGUUGGAGAGGCUGACCCUGGGGGUGUGAACAUGGCCUACAGAGUGGUGGCAGAUCAUGUGCGCACCUUGUCCGUAUGCAUUGCCGAUGGUGUUUACCCAGGCAUGUCUGGUGCCGAGCUUGUUCUUCGUCACAUCUUGCGCAGGGCUGUGCGUUUUUGCUCCGAAGUUCUCCGUGCUGUGCCUGGGUUCCUGGCAAGCUUGGUUCCUGUUGUGGUAGAAAUUCUGGGAGAUGCCUAUCCAGAGCUAAGGAAGGACACAGACACGGUUAUGAAUAUUAUAAAUGAGAAUGAAGAUGCAUUUCUCUCUUCCCUCUUGCGGGGGCGCCAUAUUAUAAACAGAACACUCCAGCACAUGGAUAAUUCCAAAGUUUUCCCAGUGGAGGUAGCUUGGUCUCUCUAUAGUAAUUUGGGAUUCCCAUUGGAUCUCAUUGGCUUGAUGCUUGAGGAAAAGGGAGUCCAGCUGGACACUGCAGCUUUGGACCACCUGGCUCAGGAAGAUGCUAAGCGCAAAGCUCAGUCACAGCAGGAGGAGAGAGCUGGGAUGCAGCUGAACGUACAUUCGUUGGCCAAGCUCAGGCAGGAUGGUGUGCCUGCUACUGAUGACUCUCUGAAGUUCGCCUAUGUACUUGGGCAAGAUGGGAGAUACGUGUUCAGGCCAUGUCAAGCCACUGUCCUCAUGCUGUACAAAGAUGGGUCUCUCCAAAAGGAAGUUGCUGGAGGGCAACACUGUGGAGUUCUUCUAGACAGGACCUGCUUCUAUGCCGAGCAGGGUGGCCAGGCACCUGAUCAAGGCUACAUGGUGUGUGCAGCGCAGCAGGAUGUGCUUUUCCCUGUGGUAUCAGUACAUGCCUCAGGUGGCUAUGUGGUUCAUGAAGUGAUCGUCUCUGAAACCCUGAAGGCUGGGGACCAAGUGCACCUCUUUGUGGAUGAGGCCCAGAGAUUGGCCUGCAUGACAAACCACACUGCCACCCACCUGCUAAACUUUGCGCUUCGCCAAGUCUUGGGAGACAGCACAAAACAGCGGGGAUCACAUGUGACUGCUGAACACCUGCGAUUUGACGUCAGCACCAAGGCACCCAUAAGGACACAGCAGCUGCAAGACAUAGAAAGUGUGAUCCAGGAGGUGAUCAAAAGGAAUGAGGUUGUUUACACAGUAGAAGUCCCCAUCAAGAUGACAAAUGAUGUGCAAGGACUCCGGAAACUGGAUGAAGUGUAUCCCGAUCUGGUACGUGUGGUGUCUGUUGGCGUUCCAGUGGAGAAUGCAUUGGCCCAGGAGUCUCUAGACUCCUUGCAUGCCUCUGUGGAGCUCUGCUGUGGAACGCACCUUCUGCAAACAGGAGCUGUACAAGACUUCACUAUCAUCUCUGAGCGGCAACUGGUUAAAGGAAUCAGCCAUAUUGUUGCCGUGACUGGAGACCGAGCGAAGCAAGCUCGGGAACUAGGCCAAUCCUUGGCUAAAGAAGUGGACUCCCUCACUGUGCGAGUGAAACUGGGAGGAGCCUUGAUUGAUGAGGCACAGAGACUCUCCAAGGAAGUUGGCCACCUGACUAUCACUGUGGACAGUGCCACGAUGCCUCUGUGGCAGAAAAGGGAACUGCAAGCCAUGCUCAAAACUCUGCAGCGAACAGCCAACACUGCGAUUAGAAAACUGGAAACCAAACUGGCUGCAGAGAAAGCAGAUGACCUGCUGACCAAGUAUUCCACCCAGCCAGUCAUCAUUGAUACCAUCCCUGUUGAGUCACCCUCGGUCCUGAUGAAAGUGGUCAACCAGCUAUGUGACAGAAUACCAGGGUCUUCAGUGAUGUUACUAAGUCCACAAGCUUCUGGCCAGGUGUUCUGUGCUUGCCAGGUAUCUAAGAGUUCCUUGCCAAUGUUUUCUGCCGCUGACUGGGCCCUGGCUGUCUGUACUCAAAUGGGAGGCAAGGCAGGUGGUUCCAGAGUUGUAGCCAAGGGCAUGGGAAGAACCAAUGACUUGCAAAUGGUCCUGACGGCAGCUCUGGAAUAUGCAAAGAAUAAACUCUGAUGCCUGGUUGCAUGAGUGUGUCAUCGCACCUGUGUAAGAACAUGGAGGUUGGACAAUCACUUGACUGAGAUUCCAGUAAGACUUGUACACAGUGGCUGAGUAUCACCAGUUGCUGGUUGCCACUGUAGCUGGUACAGAUCUUUCUUGGACUGCAGUUUCUCUUGGAACAUCUAGGUGGCAGCACAGUCUGGACUGGCCUGACCCACAUGUAUAAAAAUUGUGCUUCCUGGUGAAACAUUAUAUUUGCAUUUGCAGAAAAUGGUGUAAGAGGAGCAAGGCUGCCCCAGAAGCACAGAGGGAAGGUAGUGGACAUUGACAUAAUGAAUCCAUCACUCAGUGGGACUGAGGGCACCCUGCUGAGAGAAAAGGAACUGUGCGGCACUACUAUGCCGAUAAUAAAGAAUUACAAAAAGGCAUACUUGUGUCUGAGUAUGGGGUGAAGAAAGGUUGGUGCUCCCUCUCCCAGCAGACUCAUUCUCCCAGGCCUAAUAAGUUCCAUGGAGCUUACUCCCAUAUAGGUAUAAUGUAAGACUGCAGCCUUACACUGUGUUUGUGUAACAUUUCGGCACUGUUUGAUUUAUACAGACCUUGCCAUCAAGAAAUUAUCUAGAUAUUCAACUUGUACUAAGGAAGGCUACUCUACAUA
Molecule: messenger RNA, 3638 nt
Organism: Rhineura floridana
Lineage: Eukaryota; Metazoa; Chordata; Lepidosauria; Squamata; Rhineuridae
Gene: AARS2
Product: alanyl-tRNA synthetase 2, mitochondrial
Exons: 22
Coding region: 38-2992 (984 amino acids)
Biological process (GO): tRNA modification; alanyl-tRNA aminoacylation
Cellular component (GO): cytoplasm; mitochondrion
Molecular function (GO): alanine-tRNA ligase activity; aminoacyl-tRNA deacylase activity; ATP binding
Source: RefSeq, a predicted model, not a curated record